Gastrolobium bilobum is the source of this 1339-nucleotide messenger RNA. RefSeq lists its product as uncharacterized. Gene Ontology annotation, biological process: translational initiation. Bases 1 to 1197 code for a protein of 398 amino acids. The record is from RefSeq and is a predicted model, not a curated record. The transcript has 5 exons. Gene Ontology annotation, molecular function: guanyl-nucleotide exchange factor activity; translation initiation factor activity. Gene Ontology annotation, cellular component: eukaryotic translation initiation factor 2B complex. Lineage: Eukaryota; Viridiplantae; Streptophyta; Magnoliopsida; Fabales; Fabaceae.
AUGUGGUGGAGAUCAGCAUCAUUCAUCCUGGACAGGCAGCAGCAGCAGCAGAACGACACCGAUUUGAGGCCCGACUCCUCCCUGUCCAUCACUCCUCCUCCGCCUACGGCUACAACCGAAUCCUCAAACCCUAACCCUAACCCUAACCCUAUGAUUUCGGCUUACUAUCAGACGAGAGCGGCGCACCACGGCGUUGUCACCAGCGACUGGCUGGCCCAGGCUCAGGCUGCAAUCGGACAGAACCCUGACCCUGAACCUCAACUCAGGGUCAACUUCCCCGAUCCUGAUAAGCCCUUCAGUGUCAUUGAUGAGUUUAAUAACUGGCGGAAACAGCCCGAUUUGGCCGAGGCCGUCGCCGCCAUUCGCGCCCUCGCCGCCGUCAUAAGGUCCAGCCAGGCUACCACUAUGAUGCAGCUUGAAAUUGAGCUCAAGAACGCCUCUGAUUCUCUCAAGUUGUGGGAUACAACCUCUAUCUCUUUGACAGCUGGCUGUGAUCUGUUUAUGCGAUAUGUAACAAGAACUUCUGCUUUAGAAUAUGAAGACUUCAAUUCCGCUAAAUCACGCUUAAUUGAACGUGCCGAGAAGUUUGGGGAAAUCUCCUACAAGGCUCGGAAAAUUAUAGCAAUGUUGAGUCAAGAUUUUAUAUUUGAUGGGUGUACAAUUUUGGUUCAUGGUUUUUCCAGAGUUGUCUUCGAAGUUCUUAAGUUGGCAGCGCAAAAUAAAAAACUAUUUCGGGUCUUCUGCACAGAGGGAAGACCAGACCGAACAGGAUUGCGGUUGUCCAAUGAGCUGGCCAAGCUCGAUGUUCCUGUUAAACUUCUAAUAGACUCUGCAGUUGCAUACACUAUGGAUGAGGUGGACAUGGUUUUUGUGGGUGCAGAUGGUGUUGUUGAAAGUGGGGGCAUAAUUAACAUGAUGGGGACAUAUCAAAUUGCAUUGGUUGCACACAGUAUGAAUAAACCUGUUUAUGUCGCUGCUGAAAGCUACAAGUUUGCUCGUUUUUACCCUCUUGACCAAAAGGAUUUGGCCCCUGCCUUACGCCCUAUUGAUUUCGGUGUACCCAUUCCAUCCAAAGUUGAGGUUGAAAGGUCUGCGCGGGACUACACUCCUCCUCAAUUUCUGACUCUGCUUUUCACGGAUUUGGGUGUUCUUACUCCUUCUGUUGUUAGUGACGAGCUGAUCCAGCUAUACUUAUAGUCAGCCAUGUAUAAUUUUUAGUUUUUCUUUGAAAAUGUUAGCCUCAAUUCAAGAUCAAGUAUGUCUCGUGAAACAAUUUUGUAACAAGUACGUGCAUCUUUUCAAUUAAAUAGGGAUAGUUUUUAAUUGAAUUUCAUCAAAG